Molecule: messenger RNA, 1576 nt
Organism: Electrophorus electricus (electric eel)
Lineage: Eukaryota; Metazoa; Chordata; Actinopteri; Gymnotiformes; Gymnotidae
Gene: ttll9
Product: tubulin tyrosine ligase-like family, member 9
Biological process (GO): protein polyglutamylation; microtubule cytoskeleton organization
Cellular component (GO): ciliary basal body
Molecular function (GO): tubulin binding; tubulin-glutamic acid ligase activity
Source: RefSeq, a predicted model, not a curated record
UAUCGCAAGUCUUGUAGCUACAUUCUAAGUGAUUUAUAGUCGCAGAUCUUCUACCAUCUUCACUACAUAUUCUGCUUGCCGCACACCUUCCGCUAUGUCGAAAAGCAAGACAGGCGGAUACAAAGGUCCGUAUGGAUACCAGAAAAGAAAAGAUGGGGAAGGGAGGAGUUGUGUGCGUUACAAAUGUAGCCUCAUGAACACAGUCCUUGAUGUCCUUCACCAGAGGCCAGGAUGGGUUGAGGUCAAAGAAGAUGGAGAAUGGGACUUCAACUGGUGUGAUGUAGGUUGGCUCAGAGAGAACUUUGACCACUCUUACAUGGAGGAACAUGUUAGAAUAUGCCACUUCCGGAACCACUAUGAGUUGACACGUAAGAACCUGAUGGUGAAGAACCUAAAGCGCUACAGAAAAACUGUCGAACGGGAAGCUGGCCGCCUUGAGGCAGUCAAAUGUGACUUCUUUCCACUUACCUUCGUACUGCCCAGUGAGUACCAUCUCUUUGUAGAGGACUUCAAGAGAAGUCCUGGCAGCACUUGGAUAAUGAAACCGGUGGCACGUUCACAGGGGAAAGGCAUUUUUCUUUUUCGGAAACUAAAGGAUAUCAUGGAAUGGAAAAAGGAUUGUACUCGCUCUGACGAACAGAGAGAUGAGGCUCAGGUUGAGAGUUAUGUUGUCCAGAGUUACAUCGAGAACCCCUACCUCAUUCAUGGCAGAAAAUUUGACCUGAGAGUCUACAUUCUUGUAACCUCAUACCUCCCGCUGAAAGCCUGGUUAUAUAGAGAUGGGUUUGCCAGAUUCUCCAACACCAGAUUCUCCCUUAGAACUAUUGAUGAUCAGUAUGUCCAUCUUACUAAUGUGGCAGUGCAGAAAACUGCCCCUGUCUACAACCCAGAGAAGGGAUGCAAAUGGCAAAUGCAACAGUUGCGGCGCUACUUGACAGCAAAACACGGCACAUACGUAGUGGAGGAACUUUUUAAAGACAUUGAUAACAUAUUCAUCCGCAGUUUACAGAGUGUUCAGAAGGUCAUCAUUAAUGACAAGCACUGCUUUGAGUUGUAUGGCUACGACAUUCUGCUCGAUCAGGAUCUUAAGCCGUGGCUCAUUGAAGUCAAUGCUUCUCCCUCUCUCACUGCAAGUAAUCAAGAUGAUUAUGAGAUGAAGUACAGCCUCAUAGAAGACACCCUGCACAUUGUGGAUAUGGAGGGCCGACUCACAGGCAAAGAAAAGAGGGUAGGGGGAUUUGACCUCAUGUGGAAUGAUGGUCCUGUCUUCAGGGAGAAUGCCGGCUUGGAGACACUGGGAAGUCCCUUUCAAACAGCCAACACACAUCUAGGCGGUGUGAACGAUCGAAAGAAACAGCUCCGCCAACUCUUGAAACCUUUCCCGGGACAGAAGAAAGUAUGAAAACAAACACUUCACUCUAAAACUGAUUGGAUUUAUAUAAUUGUUAUAUCUUGUACAUAGUAGAUUUAGAGUCUUAGUUGGUCUUGUGAAUUUAAAUAUCAUGCGAACCAAUUAUGUCUCGUGUGUAUAUGAAAGACUUGGCAAAGGUGAAAUAAAAGGCAAGACUCAUUCUGA